Messenger RNA from Morchella sextelata, 585 nucleotides. RefSeq lists its product as uncharacterized. NCBI's taxonomy places the organism in Eukaryota, Fungi, Ascomycota, Pezizomycetes, Pezizales, Morchellaceae. Bases 1 to 585 code for a protein of 194 amino acids. Gene Ontology annotation, cellular component: intracellular membrane-bounded organelle. The record is from RefSeq and is a predicted model, not a curated record. Gene Ontology annotation, biological process: vesicle-mediated transport. The transcript is spliced from 3 exons.
AUGGAGGACGUGGUCCAACAUCUGAAGAGUCGACAGUCGACGUAUGAUAACGCUUACGAUAACACCUAUUACUGUAACGGACGUUACUACUCAAACUACGAUGACUGCUACUCCAACUGGUACUCUUGGGGCCGCUGGAUCUUCAUCGCGGGCAUCAUAAUUGCCUUCCUCAUCCUCUUCUUGCUCUGCGCUUGCAUAACACGCCGCCGCCGCCGCCGCGGCCUCCAACCCUACUACGGCACCGCCUGGAUGCCCUUCCGCCCCAACAACCCCAACACCAACCCCAACGGCACGCAGUUCACACAGUACGGCCAGCCGCAGCCCUACGACCCCAAUAACCCGCAGUACACGCAGUACUACGCGCCCCCGACUGCCCCCGCGCCACCGUAUACGCCCAGCCCGAACAUGCCGCCCGCCUCGUCCCCGUUUACGCAGCAGCAGCAGCCGUAUUAUCCCCCGCCGCCGGGAUCGCCGCCGGGAAUGGGAGGCGUGACCCAUCAUAGUACCGGUGAGACCAGGGAGAGCGAUUAUUAUAGUAUGCCGCCGCCGGGGCCGCCGCCGCAGGCGCAUGUAGGGAAGACUUAA